Messenger RNA from Suncus etruscus (white-toothed pygmy shrew), 902 nucleotides. RefSeq names its product transmembrane protein 88B (gene TMEM278). Gene Ontology annotation, molecular function: PDZ domain binding. Gene Ontology annotation, cellular component: plasma membrane. NCBI's taxonomy places the organism in Eukaryota, Metazoa, Chordata, Mammalia, Eulipotyphla, Soricidae. The transcript is spliced from 3 exons. Gene Ontology annotation, biological process: negative regulation of canonical Wnt signaling pathway. The record is from RefSeq and is a predicted model, not a curated record. The coding region runs from base 231 to 902 and encodes 223 amino acids.
UGCCUGGCCAGAGCACAGCGCAGGGACACCUGGUGCCUGAAGGAGAGGCUGGGCAGCACCAGGGGAAACUGAGGCCAGGUAAGGCUCUGGAAACCAGUGCUCAGGGCUUGACCUACCUGGGCCAGUGUCCUGCCCUCGUGCCUGCCCGUGACCUGCACAGUGGUGUCCAGGGCGGCUGGCCUCACGCACGGACCACCCUCGUCCUUACUGCCUUGAGUGCUGGGGAGAGCAUGAUCGAGCUGGAGAGGGAGAGGGAGUCGGAGGAGGAUGAGGAGGGUGGGGGCACGACGGACACAGCUCCCAUGCUGCCGCAGAGCCUUCCCAGCCGCCGGAGCACAGCUGCCCAGGGCCUGCGGCUGCUGCUCCACCUGCUGCUGUCCGGCCGGGCCCUCGCGGGACUGCUGCUCUACUUGCUGCUGCCGGCCAGCGUCUUUCUGCUGGUGCUGCUGCCCGCAGCCACCACGGUCUACGUGGGAUUCCUGUGCCACUCCAGGGUGCACCCGGCGCCCCGGCCCGCCUGUCGGGCGCUGCUGUCGGACCGCGCGGCCGCCGCGCUCAUCGUGUCCGGGUUCCUGGCGCUGCCCCCGCUGGUCGUGCUCGCCGCCGCCCUCCGCGCCCGCCUGGCCCGGCGCCUCCGCCCGCUGCUGCCGCUGCCCGCCUGGACCCCCGGGCGCUGCCGCUGGCCCGGCGCCGGCCACCCCGACGGGGAGCAGCCGCAGCCGCAGCUCUGCGCCCGGCCCUGGCGGGACCCGGCCCGGGCUCCCCACCGGCGCCGCGACGCUCCGCGAGGUGGCACCCGCGUGCCUCGGACGGGACCGGCUGGGAGGCGCCCUGCCCUGCGGGCGGGCGAGGAGGGAGAUGGGAGGCCCCCCGCACGUUGCCCCUCGGAGCGCGCCCGGUGA